Dothidotthia symphoricarpi CBS 119687 is the source of this 1160-nucleotide messenger RNA. RefSeq lists its product as uncharacterized. NCBI's taxonomy places the organism in Eukaryota, Fungi, Ascomycota, Dothideomycetes, Pleosporales, Dothidotthiaceae. The record is from RefSeq and is a predicted model, not a curated record. The transcript has 6 exons. Bases 279 to 827 code for a protein of 182 amino acids.
UGGUGUUGUGGUGUGAAGAAAAGUUCCUAGCUCGAGCUCCUUCCACCUGAACUUUUUUCGAGUCGCGCUAAGCAGAUUGCCAAGAUUUCGCGGGUGGGCGGUGAGCAGCGGCCUUUAUUGGACCAUGCCUCUCCACCAGCAGCUUCAAGUCACGUACCUAGUAGCCUUGUUCUACUGUAUGCCUCUUCAAGCUGCUUUGUUCUCCAUUCAAUAGCCUACCGUUCCAUCUAAUCUCGACAAUUGACCCUCACCCACCAACUCUAGCUUACUUCAAGACAAUGGCACCUGGAAUCGACAUGAGUGAUCGCAACGCCUGGGAUGAUUCUUUUUUGCAGAACUCGUGGAAUGAUGCUGUGACUGAAUACGAAAAAUAUCAUAGCAUUCAUAAAUCCGGGAAGCGACUUGAAGAUGUUUUGUCAGACGAAGAAUUGAAAGAACUCCGAGAGGACCAUGGAGACUUGAUAGAAGAGACAAACACAGUCGCUGUCGAGAUGGAUGGCGAUGGCGAUGGCGAUAUUGAUGUGGACCAGGAAGGCACCGAGACAUCACUUCAAGAGACCAGUGUGGUUGAGGAGAUUGGCCAAGCAGAGACUCAACCACGGGAACUGAGAGCUUCCGGAAAGCAAGAGCAAGAGCAGCCAAUAAGAACAGAAGAGCCGGCGCUGCAUGAGGGGGGACUGGCCGCUUCGAUGCCAUCCGCGAUUCUCGAAACAGUGCAAGACGAAAAUCUCAAGAAUGCCAUGAUGUCUUGGUACUACGCUGGUUACUAUACAGGUCUUCAUGCAGGACAGCAAAAGACGCCAAAGGAAAACCUGCCGAAGCAGUGAGGUGAUGGGAAACUGCGAGCACUGGAAAUUGUGCAUUUGAGACAAAAUCGAUGCCCAAGACUCAAUAAUAUGUAGAAAGUUUUGGACCCACCCAUUUCCACAAGUUUAGGCCGCGCGAUGUGCAGCUGUUACUAUUUGCUGAACAAGCCGUCUUUUAGCCAUAUCGUCUAGGUGUUUUUACUACUUUGGUCCUUGCGACGUACACGGAAAGAUAAGGUUACCUGUUCCCGACCGUGCUCAAACAGAUCUGCGACGCUACCGCGACAACCUCGAACUCAUUUCCAACAUAUCAGACUUCAAACUACCCCGCCACUAGUCACAACGUUGUGUGCC